AAUCUAAUGCAAUAUAAGAUACAUUGUAAUAUAUUUUUACAUCGCUGCUGCAUAUUACGAAACAAAAGCAUGUAUUGAAUGCUUUGUAUUGCAUAUAUUGAAUGCUCUUUCAACCUUACAUUAUGUGAAUUUCCUGCACAUCAUUUCCUGUUUCCUAUUGCACAACUAGUUCUAGAGAUUUCAUUGGCUAUAAAAUCAUUAUAAUUCAAUUCGUCGUACGUAGGUAGUAAUAGAGUAUAAAUAGUUGCAAACAUUUAUUGAAACUUUACUUGCAUUUUUCUAUCGUCAUAACCGAGGUGGCAACGAUUUCAAGUGUUUCCAUACCUGCGUAUUGCAUUGCUAAGUUGUUAUUGUUCAUGUUAGUUUUAUUUUAAUAAAAGUAAUAAACAAGAUGACAACUGAUCCAGCCAAAUCGAUUCCUGCGUUUUACGCUGGACAAAGUAUAUUUCUAACAGGUGCAACAGGAUUUCUGGGUAAGGUGUUUAUCGAAAAAGUGUUACGAUCUUGUCCAGAUGUUCGCGAAAUAUUUCUGUUGAUGCGUCCAAAAAAAGGAUUAAAUAUUAAUGAAAGGCUCGAAGAAAUAUUAAACUUGCCGUUAUUUGACAAAUUGCGCGAUGAGCAACCUUCGAAUUUCGAGAAAUUAGUUCCAAUUUUUGGCGAUGUCACAGAGAAGGGAUUAGGUUUGUCGGCUGCGGACAGACAAAUGCUGAUUGAAAGAGUGUCUAUAAUAACACAUGGAGCGGCAAGUGUGAGAUUUAAUGACACUUUAAAAUACGCCAUAUUUGCCAAUACUAGAGCAACGAGAGAUAUCUGUAUUCUAGCUCAAAGUAUGAAGAAUUUAAAAGCAUUAGUAUAUGUCAGUACAGCAUUCGCAAACGUGAAUAAUCCAUUCAUUGAAGAAAAAGUGUACCCACCUAUAGCUGAUUGGCGAAAAAUAAUAAAUGUGGCCGAAUCAUUGGAUGAGCAUACUUUGAACAUUUUUACAGCUAAAUAUUUGGAUUACGCUCCCAACACGUAUAUUUUUUCGAAGAACCUAGCGGAAAGUGUAAUACAAGAUUAUUCUUUUUCCAUACCUUGCGCGAUUGUGAGACCUUCUAUGGUGUUAUCAUCGAUAGAAGAACCAAUGCCAGGAUGGAUAGAUAACGUUUAUGGGCCAAUAGGUCUUUUUAUUGGUGGCGGAAAAGGAAUAGUACGAGUAGGCUAUUGUAAUAAAUAUCUGAAUGAAGAUGUAGUUCCAGUAGAUAUUGUCAUCAAAGCUAUAUUAAUCGUAUCUUGGAAGAUUGGAUUGACCACCUUUACAGCAGGUUUCACUUUCGUUUUAAAUUGUACAAACCAGAGACCUAUGUCACAUCAAAAUGUUAUGAAGUUGUUAAGUACUAUAUUAACUGAAGUGCCUUUUGAAGGAAUUGUCUGGACUAUUAACCAAACAAUAACUGAUAAUUUUACUCUGUACUAUAUAUUGACUAUAUUAUUGCAUAUGCUACCAGCUAUGUUAAUAGAUCUGAUUUUAAAUUUCUCUGGACGUCGACCUAUUCUAGUACGGCUGCAGAGAAAAGUGUACGUGAUUAAUCGUGCUUUGGGAUAUUAUGGAUGUAAUGAAUGGAAAUUCAGCAAUGUAAAUAGUUUGGCUCUGAUGUCCUCAAUAUCACCUGAUGACUGGAAUACGUUUUCUUUCAAUUAUUCUAAUUGCGAUUUGAAGGCGUACGCAAAAAAUUGCAUCAUUGGUAGCAAAAAAUUUCUUCUUCACGAAGACAUAAAUCGAUUGGAUGCAGCCAGAGCACACAGGAAAAGAGUACAUCUGUUCGUUAAAAUGGUGAAGAGUAUGGUCUCUAUCGGAGUACUGUGGUUGAUACAUAAAUGGAUCUAUUGUUAAACAUUAUAAAUUAUAAAAUUGCUGAUUUACGCAUAUUGCAUGUAUGACAAUCUAUAAUUUAUGAUACUAGCUUAGCAUCUUUCAAUCAAAUCUUUGUAUUUUUAUUUAGAUAAAAAAUUCUUAUUGUACAUUAUAAAAAAAUUGGCGAUAAUUUCGCUAUUAAA
Messenger RNA from Temnothorax curvispinosus, 2037 nucleotides. Its product is annotated as fatty acyl-CoA reductase 1-like. Gene Ontology annotation, cellular component: peroxisome. Lineage: Eukaryota; Metazoa; Arthropoda; Insecta; Hymenoptera; Formicidae. Bases 392 to 1873 code for a protein of 493 amino acids. The record is from RefSeq and is a predicted model, not a curated record. The transcript is spliced from 10 exons. Gene Ontology annotation, molecular function: alcohol-forming very long-chain fatty acyl-CoA reductase (NADP+) activity. Gene Ontology annotation, biological process: long-chain fatty-acyl-CoA metabolic process.